This is a messenger RNA of Platichthys flesus (European flounder), 4582 nucleotides long. RefSeq names its product tensin 3, tandem duplicate 2 (gene tns3.2). Lineage: Eukaryota; Metazoa; Chordata; Actinopteri; Pleuronectiformes; Pleuronectidae. Gene Ontology annotation, biological process: dephosphorylation. The record is from RefSeq and is a predicted model, not a curated record. The transcript has 27 exons. The coding region runs from base 124 to 3852 and encodes 1242 amino acids. Gene Ontology annotation, molecular function: protein binding; phosphatase activity.
UUCCUCCUCCUCCCCCUCUGUCAAGUCUCCACCUCGUGUUGUUAUAGCUCUCACACACUUUCCCUCAUCGGCCUUCUCAGAGCUGUGACUUUAUCAGCCAGUCGAGUGGGACGGAGAUCAGUGAUGGAGGAGCCGCGGCCAAUCGACCUGACGUACGUCACCGAGCGCAUCAUCACCUUGUGCUGCUCUCCUGACUGCGCUGAGGAGACGUACCUGAGGAGCCUGCAGGAGAUGAUCGGCAUGCUGCAGUCCAAGCACGGGCGCAACUACAUGCUCAUCAACGUGUCUCAGAGGAACAGCAGCCUCUCACAGAUGAACCAUAAGGUCCUGGACUCGGGUUGGGCGGAUCUCGUGGCUCCCAGCUUGGAUCAGAUUCUCAGUGUGUGCACGGCGAUGGAGAACUGGCUGCAGGCCGACGUGAAGCAUGUGCUGGUUCUUCACUGCAGGGGAGGACGAGGACGGCUCGGGGUCCUGAUCGCCUCCUACUUACACUUCAGCAACAUGUCAGCCAGUGCAGACCUCUCUCUGGACCACUUCGCCAUGAGGAGGUUCUACAACGACAAGCUGUCCGGCCUGAUGAGCCCGUCACAGAAACGGUACGUGUGGAUGCUGGCGAGUGUUUUGAAAGGAGGACUCACGAUGUGUCCGUCUCCGUCUUUCCUCCUCUGUGUCGCUCUGCACUCUCCUCCCAGGACACGAGCAGAUGGAGGGUGUUGUCUCUUUCUGAGGGUUUACCAGAGCCUCCAGCCUGUGUGUACAUCAGCAGUUUACCAUGUCUCUGCAGGACAGACGGACAGACUGUACUUCAUACUGCAGCCGGCUCAGCUGCUCAAAGGAGACAUCAUGGUGGUGUGUUAUGAUAAAGACAGCCGGUCAGACCGCCGUCAGGUCGUCUUCCGGCUCCAGUUCCACACCGGCCUGGUGCACCAGCACUCCCUGACGUUCCUGAAGGCCGACCUGGACGCUGCCAGUGAAGAUCCUCGGUUCCCAGACGAUGGCAAAGUGGAGCUGUUUCUGUCUGAGAGUCCUGAGAAGAUCAGAGGUCGAGAGCUGUGGCUGAACGGCGACUCUGUGGCCGUGGACUACGACACCUUGGACCCUCUGGUGAGAAGAGACUCGUUCACAGAGACGUGUCCUCCUCCAGCAGCUCCACCUCAUGUCCUCGAUGGCAGCGUGUACGCCUCAGUGAGGAAGACGAGCGGUGAGGAAGGACUCUCGUUCAGUCCCGGCUGCAGCGAGCGAGCUCCGUCCGCCAGCAGCGACUCAGGCCUGUCGGUCGCCUCGCAGGGGAGGACCACGGCCCGGCAGCGGAGAGGACCCGUGAAGGACAGGAGCGCCCAGGCAGGGCGGCUGCUCUCUGGGCUGGACUUUGAGGUCGUUCAGCCUCUCCUGGAGGUCAUGGCUGAGCUGGCUGCGUGCGGUGGGGGGGUGGAGCUGGCUCGAGAUGAGUCUGGACUGGGACACACUCUCAACGGGGAGGCUUCGUCCAGCGAGCGGGAGACGGACAUACUGGACGAUGAGGACGAAGCAGAGGAAGCAGCUGCUCCUGCUCUGGAGGAGCCAGGCUCCAGGAGUCUCUGCUCCUUGUACUCCACCCGCUCCUGGGUGCAGCAGCAGCAGAGGGCGGAUGUUGUUGGAGAUAAUGACCUUGACAUGGAUGCGCAGAGGAGGUUGAGCAGAGGGAGAGCGGAGAGGCCGCCGCCACUGGUCGUUCCUGACACGCCACCUCGAGGAACCGGCAGCAGCCAGGCCGUGCACAGAGGCCCGCUGGACGAGGGGGGGGCGCACAACCUCACACAACACACAGGCGACACACGUAACUCACAGUUUGCUCACACUACACAAAGCUCCGCUCACCACCAGGACGAUCUGGCUUCGUUGACCACGGACGUGGACGAGUCCAUAGAGCAGCUGAACCUGCUGAUUCUGGAUUUGGACCCGACCUUUGUUCCUGUUCCAAACAGCUGUGCGCCGCUGUCCCGCUCGGCCUCCCUGUACACCAACGGCCUGAGCCACAAGGGGAACACACAUCUGUCAGGGUGGAAGCAGCAGCAGCAGCUCAGCGACGUGACGGACUACGCUGCUCCACGUAGUCCAGGAUGGAGAGAGGGCGGCCCUCAGACCUUCAGGGGCUCCCCGGCCUGCAGCCCCCCGUUCUCACCUUCACGGAUUCUCCACAAAACCGACAGUAUAAACUACCCGGGCCACGCCAGCAGCCCGGGCCCCGUCCCCCAGACUCCGGCCUUCCCCGUGUCCCCCCCGACGCCCUACGUGAAACAUUUCUCGGAGGUUUCCGGGCGCAGGACCAGUGAGCAGUGGGAGCACCACAGCUGGACACAAGACGCCAGGAGUUUCCUGGAGAGCAUGAACAUCACCGGCGGCUCGGCGGAGGGAGACGUGUUCCGAUCAGACGCGUCGGUCGCUCCUGCUUCCUGUCAGAGGAUCUUCGGCUCCAUGUGCUCGGUGUCGUCAGGAAGCCCCCUCCCACUCGCAGACAGUGCCACCCCCCCUCCAGUGUGGCACGACCGGACCCCCCCCCAGCCCUCAACCCCCCUCGCCCUCAGCACUCCCAACGCCCACAGUUCUCCCCGGGGGCCUCUGAGGAGCCCGGCUGGAGGGGUGAGCGUCCGCAGAGGGACGGACAGCCCCGACCUGUCCUCCAUGUUGUUGGGGAACGGGGACCUGGAACACAGCCUCCUGGAGGCCGUGGAGGGCCUCGGGGAUCUGAGCCUCGGGGGUCUGAGCCUCGGGGGUCUGAGCCUUGGGGGUCUGAGCCUCGGGGGAGACGGGGGCCACGUUCCCCUGCUGCCUGAGAAGAGGAGGUGGGGUGAGAGGGGAGAUCUUGGCUCGCGCUCCCCUUCUCUGAGCGGGUAUUCCAGCCCUCGCAGCGGGAGCAGCAUCAGCAUCCCGUUCUCGUCCUCCAUGACCCCGGACCCCCUCAGGGGCCUCAGCGGGGCCUCGUCCCCCGGAGCAGACUUCGGCAGCAAGCAGGACACCGUGAAGUUUGUUCAGGACACGUCCAGGUUCUGGUACAAGCCCGACAUCUCCAGAGACCAAGCCAUCACGCUGCUGAAGGACAGGGAGCCCGGCUCCUUUGUGGUCAGGGACAGUCACUCGUUCCGUGGAGCCUACGGCCUGGCCAUGAAGGUCGCGACCCCCCCGCCGUCUGUGUUACAACAGAGUAAGAAAGCAGGAGACUUGUCCAACGAGCUGGUGAGACACUUCCUGAUCGAGUGCACACAGAAAGGAGUUCGUCUGAAGGGCUGCCCCAACGAGCCUUACUUUGGAAGUCUCACUGCUCUGGUUUGUCAACACUCCAUCACUCCUCUGGCUCUGCCCUGCAAACUCAUCCUGCCGGACAAAGACCCAGUGGAGGAGCAGAAUGACUCACCUGCACAAACAGCGACAAACUCAGCAGCUGAACUUCUGAAGCAGGGAGCAGCGUGCAACGUGUGGUACCUGGGCUCUGUGGCACUGGAGUCGCUGACGGGACACCAGGCGGUGCAGAAGGCGACAACAGUGACGCUCGCCAUGGACCCGCCGCCGGCCUCCACCGUGGUGCACUUCAAAGUGUCGGCACAGGGCAUCACACUCACCGACAACCAGAGGAAGUUGUUCUUCAGGAGACACUACGCCGUCAACACGGUUAUAUUCUGUUCUCUGGACCCACAGGACAGGAAAUGGACGAGAGGCAGCGCUUCCACGGCCAAGAUCUUUGGAUUCGUCGCCCGGAAGUCUCAGAGCGAGACGGAGAACAUGUGCCACCUGUUCGCCGAGCACGACCCGGAGCAGCCGGCCAGCGCCAUCGUGAACUUCGUCUCCAAGGUCAUGAUCGGGUCGCACAAAAAGUAACAAGAGAGAGAGAGAGGGACUCAAACUACAGACUGAGGCUCAGCUUCAAGCCCACUUCAAUACGAGGGAAGUGACUUUCAAAGUAAAAGACUUGCGAAAACCCCACGAAGCCAAACACUCCGGCUCCAGGUGCUGAUGUCCAACCUGAGGAGGAACCAGCAGCUCGGUGCUGACUGAGCUGCAGCAUUCUGCCACUAGAGGGAGACAAAACCUACAUUCAUUAUUCAUAAAGUUAAAGGCCUCCAGUGUGAACUGUGCCUGAAAUCAGAAACUUUCUAACAUGAAACCUGAUUUAGUCACGUUUUAAAACCUUUGUCUGAUUUGUUUGUACUUUAAAUUCAUCAAUUUCGCUUUUUACUGGAAUUCACUGUCGGAAAAAACUAAUGUCAUUCUGAUUAAACCUGAAGAAUAUCAGAUAUUCUGCACAUUAAUAUAUAUAUGUUCUUAAAAGUGUGGUUUUGACUUUGGAUUUUUAUCUUCGUUGUAAAAAAUGUAUAAAUCAGAUUUCAAUGUCAAAACCCACACGUCCACUUGACAUGUUAUGAAAUGUUGUGGUUGCUUCGUGCUUGAGAUGGAUUUAUUGUGUGUUUAUAUUUUGCUCAAAGAAUUUAUCUCAUUUUACUGACAUGUUGUCCCUGAAUAUACACUUGUCAUAUAUUUUUGUAUAUUAACAUAAACUGUACAAUAGGAUUAAAGGCAGUGUACCUCAGAAUUUAUAGAGGAUGUUUUA